CCCGGGGCCCCGAAGCAAGCCUCCUGAUUUAAAGGUGAGCGCAGACCCUCCCCUGGCAAGCCAGCCAGCGACUUAGCUUUCCCCGCCCCGCGCAAAAGUGCUUUCCCCGGAUAAAAGCGAUGAGGAAGCCAGGCAAAGGUCAGAGAGGAUGAGCGAAUGUUCCGCCAGCACCCUGGGCAGGACGUCAGGUACCAUUUGUACCUCUGUCUUUCAGCUCCAUUUCAGGCCUCUUGUUUGUUCCUCAUUAUUCAGCAGACGUUCUAGUGACUCACCCAUCCGAGAUUGUUUGAAUAAUGUGUGUGAAGUGCUAUUCGCAGACAAAGGGCUGAGAAAAAUCCAAGAUGCUAACUAAAAAGUUGACAUCACUCUCCCUCCUGUAGGAUGGUAGGGGAAGAAAAUUACAGCGUGGGAGGCCAAGCAGAGGACCAUGCGUUGCCUUUGCUGAAUUUGUUUGCUCCUUUUGGGACCCUUCUGGAUGAAGCUCAGUUUGUCCAUCUGUGAAAAGGGAGUGCGGAUUUCUUGCCAUUAGGUGGAGCCAGAGGUUCAGCUAGUGCUUGGAGAUCGCUGCCUGCCUGCUGAACCAGCCCCCAGGGUGGAGGACGGACAGGUGGCCGAGUGUGCUUGGGCUGGUUGGGGCGGCGGUUCAAGUUGCACACACGCUGAGCCGGCAGUUAGAACCAGAAUCUGAAAGAGCCGAGCACAUGCAGCUGGGAGCCGUUUAUUUUCCAGCCCGAGAUUGCCGAGACAGUGGUCGAGCAUGUUGAAUGCGUCUCUCUAUUAAUUAAAACAGCAGCUGGGAUAAAUAAUGCACCUUUGCUGGAGCUGCCACAGGGACUGCAGGCUCAGACCUCUAAAGCCAGCUAACCACGGGGCUGAGCGAGAUGUCAGCCCACGGAAGGAACGUAGAUACCUUGGAGAUUGAUGCCUUGGGGAGAAAUCUCUGGAAGGGGUGCAUGGUCUGGGCUAGGGAAGUGAAAGGACUCGUUAUGUUAAAUAAAGCCUGUAUCCUAUGGCAGCGGCCACCAAGGAGCUCACCAGAAUGAGCCAAUGACAUUCCUCAUUUGGCCUGAGAGGCGCAGAGUCAGGAAGUCAGAGUGCAGGUUUGUUUCUAGAAAAAAGGAAAAUCCAAUAUGUGCAAUUCUUUGGAAAGUCUUAAAAAAUGACUGAGCUGCUGUAUGAAAUUACCAGUUGUUUCUCACAGAAAAUUCAGCAGCUGUCAGAGGGCUCCAUGUUUGGCCACGGCCUGAAGCACCUGUUCCACAGCCGCCGCCGGUCUCGGGAGCGGGAGCACCAGGCGACUCAGGAUUCCCAGCAGCCCCAUCAGCAGGGCAUGUCGGACCACGACUCUGCGGACGAGAAGGAGCGCUCCCCGGAGAUGCACCGCGUCUCCUACGCCGUGUCCCUGCACGACCUGCCCGCAAGGCCCACUGCCUUCAACCGUGUGCUGCAGCAGAUCCGCUCCCGGCCCUCCAUCAAGCGGGGUGCCAGCCUGCACAGCAGCGGGGGCGGCAGCAGCGGGGGCAGCAGCCGGCGCACCAAGAGCAGCUCCCUGGAGCCCCAGCGUGGCAGCCCCCACCUACUCCGCAAGGCCCCCCAGGACAGCAGCCUGGCCGCCAUUCUGCACCAGCACCAGUGCCGCCCGCGCUCCUCUUCCACCACCGACACAGCCCUGCUGCUGGCUGACGGCGGCAACGUGUACCUGUUGGCAGAGGAAGCCGAGGGCAUUGGUGACAAGGUUGACAAGGGAGACCUCGUGGCCCUGAACCUCUCCGGCAGCUCUGGCCAUGGUGACUCCGAUGGCCCGGUCAGCCUGGAUGUGCCGGAGGGUGCCCCGGACCCCCAGCGGACCAAGGCUGCCAUCGACCACCUGCACCAGAAGAUCCUGAAGAUCACGGAGCAGAUCAAGAUCGAGCAGGAGGCGCGGGACGACAACGUGGCGGAGUACCUGAAGCUGGCCAACAAUGCGGACAAGCAGCAGGUGUCGCGCAUCAAGCAGGUGUUUGAGAAGAAGAACCAGAAGUCGGCCCAGACCAUUGCCCAGCUGCACAAGAAGCUGGAGCACUACCGCCGGCGGCUGAAGGAGAUAGAGCAGAAUGGGCCCUCGCGGCAGCCCAAGGACGUGCUGCGGGACAUGCAGCAGGGACUGAAGGACGUGGGCGCCAACGUCCGGGCCGGCAUCAGUGGCUUCGGGGGCGGCGUGGUGGAGGGCGUCAAGGGCAGCCUCUCGGGCCUCUCGCAGGCCACCCACACCGCCGUGGUAUCCAAGCCUCGUGAGUUCGCCAGCCUCAUCCGCAACAAGUUUGGCAGCGCCGACAACAUCGCCCACCUGAAGGACCCGCUGGAGGAUGGGCCCCCUGAGGAGGCAGCCCGGGCGCUGAGCGGCAGCGCCACACUCGUGUCCAGCCCCAAGUACGGCAGUGACGAUGAGUGUUCCAGUGCCAGCGCCAGCUCAGCUGGGGCCGGCAGCAACUCCGGGGCAGGGCCUGCUGGGGCACUGGGGAGCCCCAAGUCGAACACACUGUAUGGGGCCUCUGGAAACCUGGACACUCUGCUGGAGGAGCUGCGGGAGAUCAAGGAGGGCCAGUCCCACCUGGAGGACUCGAUGGAGGACCUGAAGGCGCAGCUGCAGCGGGACUACACCUACAUGACCCAGUGCCUGCAAGAAGAGCGCUACAGGUACGAGCGGCUGGAGGAGCAGCUCAACGACCUGACCGAGCUCCACCAGAACGAGAUGACCAACCUGAAGCAGGAACUGGCCAGCAUGGAGGAGAAGGUGGCCUACCAGUCCUAUGAGAGGGCCCGGGACAUCCAGGAGGCUGUGGAGUCCUGCCUGACUCGGGUCACCAAGUUGGAGCUGCAGCAGCAGCAGCAACAGGUGGUGCAGCUGGAGGGCGUGGAGAAUGCCAACGCUAGGGCACUGCUGGGCAAGUUCAUCAACGUGAUCCUGGCACUCAUGGCCGUGCUGCUGGUGUUCGUGUCCACCAUUGCCAACUUCAUCACGCCCCUCAUGAAGACCCGCCUGCGCAUCACCAGCACCGCCCUCCUGGUCCUUGUCCUCUUCCUCCUCUGGAAGCACUGGGACUCCCUCACCUACCUCCUGGAGCAUGUGCUGCUGCCCAGCUGAGUGGCCAGCUCCCCCCUUCCCCGUGCUCACCAGGCCCCCGGCUGGCCAGGCUUCUCCCAAGCCCCUCAGACUUCUUCAUGUGUCCAGUUUGGCCUCCUGCCCAGUGUCUGUCCAGCAGCGCCUGCCCCUUCUCUGUUCUUCCUUCUGUCAGAUGCCGUCUCCCUGUUGGCCUGCAGGGAGCCUUGGAGGUGGCCCCGCUGGAGACUGUAGGGACACCUGUGAGCACAUGGAGCAGAGGAGGACCCGGAGAUGGACUGUUCUGAUAAUUUGCUGUUGCACGAGGACUUCUUCCCGCUGACUCUAGCUGCGAGGGUCAGCAUGGCCAGUGGGCGUGGGAGCAGGAGAGAGCCAUGCCUCAGCCCACCAGGGAAGAGCCGCCCUGGAGGCGACUCUGGUUCCCUCCUGGACAUGGUCAGGGUGAAGGCAAGAGUGAGGGCAGAGACUGAGGGCCCCAGACAGUGCAGGGAAAAGAGGGGAAUGGUCCCCCAGUCCCUAGGUAUCUUCCAGGCCAGAGCUAGCCUCUUCCCACCAGAGCUGUCCGAAGCUGGGUUCUGGGCCAGGACCUCCUGGGAUCUGAAGGAUGCAGGCCCGGGGGUCAGGAGGCUGUGGCUUUGGACUUGCAUUUCCCCCUUUUAUUUUUUCCGCCUGUCACUGAAUCUGCUACUUUCAGGGAAACAGGCCCCAGGGGCCCUGAGCCUCAACCUAAGUCCUUAGGCCUCUGGGAGCACGUUGGGUUCUAUUUAUUUAUUUAUUUAUUUGUUCUUUCGUACCUGACCCCAUAUCUUCCCUGCCCAGCUCCAGAGAGCUGUAGCCCUUCCUCUUUCUGAAGCCAGGGCUUCUUGGCUGUGGGGCACUUCCGUACCAGUUAGCCUCUGCAUAAUCCAGACUGGGAGGGUGGGGCCCAGCUGCCCAACCCAUCCCGCAGAGCAGCCCAGCCAGAGUGGGAGGAGCAAAGCCUCUCUUUUCUACGUCUCUUGAUUUUGUACAUGUGCGUUUGUGUGAGGAGGCUGUUUGUUGCUUUAUUCUUUAAGGCUCUGGGGUGUUGUGUAUGGUUUCUCUUAACAUCCCAGCCUUCCCACCGGCACUACCCGAAGAGAAGGGAUUUCUCCAGAAAGGAGAGAGAGGUCCGCUCCUUAGAGCAGGGGAGGGCAGUGCCUGCCAGCUGUUGUGGAACUUCCCGAGAAAUAAAUAUUCUCUAAAUUUUCAA
Messenger RNA from Talpa occidentalis (Iberian mole), 4331 nucleotides. RefSeq names its product transmembrane and coiled-coil domain family 2 (gene TMCC2). The coding region runs from base 1160 to 3124 and encodes 654 amino acids. Lineage: Eukaryota; Metazoa; Chordata; Mammalia; Eulipotyphla; Talpidae. The record is from RefSeq and is a predicted model, not a curated record. Gene Ontology annotation, cellular component: endomembrane system. The transcript has 6 exons. Gene Ontology annotation, biological process: amyloid precursor protein metabolic process.